Messenger RNA from Bombyx mandarina (wild silkworm), 3021 nucleotides. RefSeq names its product cytochrome P450 CYP4M9 (gene Cyp4m9). The record is from RefSeq and is a predicted model, not a curated record. Lineage: Eukaryota; Metazoa; Arthropoda; Insecta; Lepidoptera; Bombycidae. Gene Ontology annotation, molecular function: oxidoreductase activity, acting on paired donors, with incorporation or reduction of molecular oxygen; iron ion binding; heme binding.
AUGUUCGUUUACUUGAUAUUUAUCGCUUCGUUUUUCUUAUUAAUUCAUUUAGCUUUCAAUUAUAAUUCGAAAGCUGUGAUGAUGAAUAAAGUUCCUGGUCCAAAGUUGUCGUUCAUUCUCGGGAAUGCACCAGAGAUAAUGAUGUUGUCAUCAGUUGAGUUAAUGAAACUGGCCAGGAAAUUCGCAAGUCGCUGGGAUGGAAUAUAUAGGAUUUGGGCGUUUCCUUUGUCCAUUAUAAAUAUAUACAAUCCGGAUGACGUAGAGGUGAUAGUUUCGACCACAAAACACAACGAAAAGAGUUCUGUGUAUAAAUUUUUGAAGCCGUGGCUUGGGGAUGGAUUGCUAAUAAGUAAAGGAGAAAAAUGGCAGCAAAGAAGAAAAAUCCUUACGCCUGCUUUCCACUUCAAUAUCUUGCGACAGUUCAGUGUCAUAAUUGAAGAAAAUUCUCAACGUUUGGUGGAAUCAUUGGAGAAAUGCAUCGGAAAACCUAUAGACAUAGUACCUGUAGUAUCAGAGUAUACACUGAAUUCCAUUUGUGAGACCUCAAUGGGCACUCAACUAAGCGACAAAACAGAAGAUGCGUGGAAGGCAUACAAGGACGCCAUAUAUGAGCUCGGACCGUACUUCUUUCAAAGAUUUACUAGGGUUUAUUUAUAUUUUGACAUUAUCUUCUAUUUAACAUCUUUAUGGAGAAAAAUGAAAAAACCUUUAAAGUCACUCCACGGAUUUACUUCUACCGUUAUAAAAGAAAGGAAAAUUUACGUUGAACAAAAUGGUGUUAAAUUCGGCGAGGACGUCAACGAUGAUGACCUUUACAUAUACAAAAAGAGGAGAAAAACUGCCAUGCUGGAUUUACUGAUAGCUGCGCAAAAAGACGGAGAGAUCGACGAUCACGGAAUACAGGAAGAAGUGGACACUUUUAUGUUCGAAGGUCACGAUACCACUGCGUCUGGAUUGACAUUUUGUUUUAUGCUACUCGCCAAUCACAGAGCAGUUCAGGAUAAGAUUGUGGAAGAAAUAAAUGAUAUUAUGGGAGAUUCAACUCGACGCGCGAACUUGGAGGACUUGUCCAAAAUGAAGUACUUGGAAUGUUGCAUUAAGGAGUCUUUAAGACUAUAUCCACCUGUGCAUUUUAUUAGCCGUAACUUAAACGAGCCUGUUGUUUUAAGUAACUAUGAAAUACCCGCCGGUUCGUUCUGCCACAUUCACAUCUUCGACCUACAUCGACGCGCCGACAUAUACGAAGAUCCACUAGUCUACGAUCCAGAUCGGUUCUCUCAAGAAAACAGCAAAGGUCGACAUCCGUACGCAUACAUACCAUUCAGUGCUGGACCGAGAAAUUGCAUUGGUCAGAAAUUCGCCAUGAUAGAAAUGAAAUCUGCCGUUGCUGAAGUACUGCGAAAAUAUGAACUUGUGCCGGUAACGCGUCCUUCAGAAAUUGAACUUAUUGCCGACAUCAUACUGAGGCACUCUGGCCCGGUUGAGAUUACAUUUAAUCUCAAAAUGUGGAUAUACUUUAUUCUUAUUUUCCUACUGUUGCUUACAAUUCAUUUUUCGUUAAAUUAUAACUACAGAGCUAGAUUACUUAGAAGAAUUCCGGGACCAAGAGGUUAUUUCAUCGUUGGGAAUGCCUUCGACAUUAUUUUGUCACCAGCUGAAUUAUUCGCAUCGACAAGAAAAAAUGCAACCCAAUGGCCGAAUUUAAAUAGAUUUUGGUCUUUUGGUAUAGGAGCCUUAAAUAUAUACGGACCCGAUGAAAUUGAGGCUAUUAUUUCAAGCACACAACAUAUUACAAAGAGUCCUGUGUACAACUUUUUGAGUGAUUGGCUACGAGACGGAUUACUUUUGAGUACAGGUACGAAAUGGCAAAAACGAAGAAAAAUACUGACACCAGCUUUUCAUUUCAACAUUUUGAAGCAGUUCUGUGUCAUUCUGGAAGAAAAUAGUCAGCGUUUUACUGAGAAUCUAAAGGACACUGAGGGCAAAAGUAUUAAUGUUGUUCCUGCUAUCUCGGAGUACACACUUCAUUCAAUUUGCGAAACUGCAAUGAGAACCCAACUUGGUAGCGAAACGUCUGAAGCAGGAAGAUCAUAUAAGAAUGCUAUAUGUGAGCUCGGAAAUCAAUUCGUGCACAGACUAGCUAGAUUACCUCUCCACAACAACUUCAUUUACAACUUGUACACACUGGGAAAGCAAAAUAAGCACUUAAACAUAGUUCAUAGCUUCACUAAAAAAGUAAUAAAAGAUCGCCGUCAAUACAUAAGAGGGAACGGAGGUAAUAAUUUUGACGAUGAAAAAGACACACAAGCUGACGAACAUUCCAUUUAUUUUAAUAAGAAAAAAACAGCUAUGUUGGAUCUCCUGCUAAAGGCAGAACGAGAUGGAUUAAUUGACGAAAUUGGCGUUCAAGAAGAAAUCGACACAUUCAUGUUUGAAGGUCACGACACUACUGCUACCGGAUUAACUUAUUGCAUUAUGUUGAUAGCAAACCACAAAUCAGUUCAAGAUAAAAUAAUUGAGGAAUUGGAUGAAAUUUUCGGUGAAUCAACGAGAGCCGCUGACAUAGAAGAUCUAUCUAAAAUGCGCUAUUUAGAAAGGUGCAUCAAAGAAUCUUUACGAUUAUAUCCACCGGUACCAUCAAUGGGCCGUAUUUUAAGCGAAGAAAUCAACCUCAAUGGUUACACCGUACCAGCCGGGACCUACUGUCAUAUUCAAAUAUUUGACUUACACCGCCGCGAGGAUUUGUUCAAAGAUCCUCUUGUGUUUGACCCGGACCGUUUCUUACCACAUAACACCGAAGGCCGACACCCUUACGCUUACAUACCUUUUAGCGCUGGACCCAGAAAUUGCAUAGGUCAGAAAUUUGCCAUACUCGAGAUGAAGUCUCUUCUGUCUGCUGUAUUGCGUCGUUACAAUCUGUAUCCAAUAACCAAACCGGAAGAUCUUAAAUUUGUUCUAGAUCUAGUUUUAAGGACAACGGAACCAGUUCACGUUAGAUUUGUGAAGAGAAAUAAAGUAUAG